ACCGCCGAACCAACCGCCAUCUGAAACUCAUGCCCGAAUAGCCCCACCCGCCCCCUACCCCGGGGGGUGGGCAUGUUACGUAUAGAUAGAAUCGAGAGAGGGGCCCCCGCCGGCUGCCAUUCAUUCUGCUGGCGAGGAAUCGAUCCUCCACCCUAUAUGCUAUGGCUAAAAAGGGCAACCUGCCAAUCGAGAUAGAAGGGCCGAGAUCGACUAAUAAUGAUGCAGGAUGGGAUGCCGCCCUAUAGUAACUCUUAUGGCGAUCGAUGUCGGAUUAUAGACGUAAUACGGCCUAGGCCCCCGCGUCACUUUCCACCCACCCAGGGUGGGGGGCGUGUGUGGGGCAGCAGGGUGGGGGGUUCUAUUGCUCCCCCCACCCACCCCGCUACCAUAGAAUUGUAGGGGCCCCCCCAUAGCGGCAAGGGGUGGGGGGGAGGCAAUAGUUCGGGUGGGGGGGAAUUAAUGGUUAUCUCUGUCUUGGUCGGGGUAUCCUCGGUGCCGAAGCAUCCUUGGAAAGGGGUUCGCUUGCGCUUGGGGGUUUGUCCGUUAGGAGUGUUCCGAAGAGGAGGCAUCCCGAGUAGAGGGGAGCACUGGUAGCGUAGCUGUCCCUGCGAGAAAGGGCACUCUUGCUCUGCCUCCGGAUCGGGUUUCCCUCGUCCUUCGGCCCCCCUACUAUCUAUAGGGCCCGGCACUAUAGCUAGAAUUCCCACCCACCGUCCCCAUAGAAUUGUAGGGCCAUAGAAUUGUAGGGAGCCCUUUACGAGCCCUUUAGAAUAGUAUAGUAGGGGGCUAGCCCUACUAUUCUAAGGGGCAUGCAGGGUGGGGGGCAUAGUUAUCACCCUGCAGAAGAAUGGCAGUGUUCAUGGGGAUCUUAGGCGGGCUGCUCAAUAUUGUUACGUUGAGAUCAUAGCUGAUAGCGGGGAGCGGCUGAGAUCAUAGCACGCACCCCUUUCUUCAUUCAUUAGUCCCCAUUCCCACUAGGGCAUUUCAUCUUCUCCCCGUAGGGCCCUGGCGGCCGGCGCCCCACUAUUCCCCCCCCCCACCCGGGCCCCGGCACUAGAGUAGGGGGGCUGGCUAUGGCCCAAACUAUGGGCGGAUAGUCGGGUCGGAGCAAAAAACGAGCCUUGCUCUCUCCCCUUUCCAAAUCACUCGCUCUCAUGACGACUCCAAAUGGUAAGUCCCGACCGCUCACAGUAGUAGUACCGAUAGAGAAGAUAAUGAAAAGGGCGAUGAGAGCGGUACCCGAAUCCAUUUACGAUCCCGAGUUUCUGGACACAUCGCACUUCCGCCCGGGUCGAGGCUGCCACUCGGCCCUAAUACGGAUUAGAAAAGAGUGGGGCUAUUCGAAUUGGUUCUUGGAAUUCGGCAUCAGCAAGUGUUUCCACACCAUCGACCGACAUCGACUCAUCCCAAUCCUGAAGGAAGAGAUCGAUGGGGGGGCGGGAAAGAAUAGUUUGUUCUUUCGCCCCAUCCAUAAACGAGGACCCCUAUCCAACCUAUCUAUAGUGGGGGCGGGGCCCCUACUAUCUAUAGGCCAGCGGGAGAGCACUCGCCCCCCCACCCCUACCCCCACCCCCGCCCCCACCCCUACCCCUAUCUUGAGAGGCGGAGGCGGAGGCCCCCUACCCCUAUAUUGCGGUCGAGGAGGACGAGGGGGAGGGCCCCUAUCCACCCUUUCUAUAGUGGGGGGGGGCUCUCGACCGGUAGGGAGAGGAGAUCGAGGACCCUCGACCGAUAGGGAGAGAGGGAUAGGUCACCGCCCUUCCUCCGUCCUACUCUCGGCCCUACUGGGCAACAUCUACCUCCACAAGCUCGAUCAGGAGAUAGAGAGGAUCCAACAGAAGCACGAAAUUCCGAUUGUUCAGAUCACCAAAUUGGUUCCUAGUGACCAUCCCGAUGACCGAUAUGCACUCAAUCGACGUAAGGCCCUCGACCGGGAACUCAACCGACGACGUGAGGCACUCGCAUUUUUGCAAGCGGGAGUGAGCGAUGGCGAACCGCUCGUCCGACCCUCUCCCCCCUAUCCUAAUCUUGGGGCUUGGGAGGACGAGGGUCCGAAGGACCUCGACCGACAGGGAGAGCGGUUCGCUACGCUCACUCCUCGACCUCCUCGUCCUAUCGCCCUAUCUAUAGAAGGGGUGCCGCCCCCCACCCCCCCCUUCUAUAGCCCUUUCUAUAGUGGGGGGGUGGAUAGUUUGGAUAGUUGCCCUCGACCUGUCGGUCGAGUGCUCUCCCGCUGGCCUAUAGAUAGUAGGGGCCCCAGAGGGGGCGCCUUUCUUUCAAUAGGGGUCCCUCGAUCUAUCGCCCUAUCUAUAGCUAUUUUAGAGAGGUGGGGGGUGCCCCCUACUAUGGAUAGGGUGGAUAGUGUCCCUAAAGGCCCUCGAUUUCUGCAGCAGAAGAGUGAUUCACUCCUUUUUAAUUACGCUCCGUUCACCCACGAGAAUCCGCCUAUAGUUCCCACCCUGCUUCCUUAUUCUAGCAGGCUAAUUAAUAAGAACUCUAGUUGGGAGGCCCUUUAUCUUCCUCCUAAUUCCCACCCCUAUUGGUCGGUCGAGUGCCCCAUAGGGGGCCCUCGAUUGAGAAAUCAAUCGAGUGGUUCGCUAUCGCUCACCCCUCUCCCUAUCGCCCUAGGGGGGCCGCCCCCCGGGGUGGGUGGGAGGAGGAGAGGCAGGUUAGAUCUGGAUAGUUCGGAUAGUUGCCCUCGAUCUCCUCGACCCAACCAAACCCAACCCACCCCCCCUACCCCCACCCCUCCCCCUACCCCUAUCUUGAGAGGCGGAGGCGGAGGCCCCCUACCCCUAUAUUGCAUUGGGGGCGGGGGCGGUCGAGAGCCCCCGCAA
Molecule: messenger RNA, 2837 nt
Organism: Cryptomeria japonica (Japanese cedar)
Lineage: Eukaryota; Viridiplantae; Streptophyta; Pinopsida; Cupressales; Cupressaceae
Exons: 1
Source: RefSeq, a predicted model, not a curated record